Andrographis paniculata is the source of this 1991-nucleotide messenger RNA. RefSeq names its product (-)-5-epieremophilene synthase STPS3-like. The transcript has 7 exons. NCBI's taxonomy places the organism in Eukaryota, Viridiplantae, Streptophyta, Magnoliopsida, Lamiales, Acanthaceae. The coding region runs from base 172 to 1848 and encodes 558 amino acids. Gene Ontology annotation, biological process: diterpenoid biosynthetic process. Gene Ontology annotation, molecular function: terpene synthase activity; magnesium ion binding. The record is from RefSeq and is a predicted model, not a curated record.
UAUUCAUAUAAAUUAAAUGAGUAUUCGAUUUUCCAAUAUAAAGGGAGUAUCCUAUCAACAUUAUUGCUUCCAAAUUAAAGCUACAAAUACUAGGAAAUGUUGUCAUAGAGAGAUUGUGUGUGUUCUUUGAUUUAGGACAAAAAGAAAAAAAAUAAAAUAAAAUAAAAAUCGAUGGCUCGAAAUGUCGCGAAUAACUUUGGCAAGGAAGGCGCAAAUCAAUAUCGCCGAGUUGUCGGUAACUAUUCUCCAAGUUUAUGGGGUGAUUUGUUCCUCAAAUACACUCCCGAUGAACAGCUUAUGAAAGAAUAUUCGAAGGAGAUCGAAGUGUCGAAGGGUAAAGUUAGGAGUAUGCUAACAACUCCUACGAGUUACAAUGACAUCGUCAAAACGAUGGAUCUAAUUGACACAAUCGAACGCCUAUGCUUGUCUUACCACUUUGAAGAUGAGAUCAAAGACAAGUUGGAAAAAUUUUUCGAUCUUGAUGUCGAUUAUAAGAAUGAAUCCUACGAUCUCCAUACCAUUGCACUUCACUUUCGAUUAUUCAGAGCGCAAGGCUAUCAUAUGUCCUCGGAUGUUUUCAACAAAUUCAAAGAUAGUGAAGGAAAUUUCCAAGAAUCCCUAAAGAGUGAUGCAAGGGGUUUGUUAAGUCUAUACGAAGCCGCUCAUCUACGGAUACAUGGAGAAGACAUCCUCGACGAGGCUCUAAUUUUUGCAACUUCAAAUCUCAAGUCCAUAAAACAAACUCUCGAUUCACCCCUUAAAGAAGAAGUCGAGCACGCUUUAGUUCAGCCUUUGCAUAUGAGCUUUCCAAGAGUCGAAGCACCGAAAUUUAUAUCAAUUUAUGAAAAACGAAAACAAAAUUAUAACUUCCUUAUUAGAUUCGCCAAAUUGGACUACAAUUUAUUGCAAGAACUUCACAAGAAAGAGCUUUAUGAAAUCUCAAGGUGGUGGAAAGAGUUGGAUGUUCCAUCGACACUUCCAUACGCUAGAGACAGAGUAGUCGAGUGUUAUGUUUGGGCAAUAGGGACGUAUCACGAACCUCAAUAUUCUCAUUGCCGAAUUUUACUCACCAAAAUCAUUGCAACAAUAUCCUUACUUGAUGACACAUACGAUUCUUAUGGUACGACCGAAGAACUUAAUGUUAUUACAGAGGCUAUUCAAAGGUGGGAUAUUAACCAGAUCGAUCAUGUUCCCGACUAUUUUAAAUCAUUCUACAAAGCACUUUUGGAACUCUACGAGCAAUUCGAAGAAGAACUAGAAGAGAGUGGACAAUCUUAUGCAGUAUGCUAUGCCAAAGAAACUCUUAAAGAGUUAGCGAGAGGCUACAAUGUUGAGGCCAAAUUGUUCGAUGAGGAAUGCUUGCCACCAUUCGAUAGAUAUCUAAGCAAUGCUAUUGUUACGUCCACCUACUAUUGCCUUUCAAUCGCAACACUAUUAGGAACACCAUUUGCGACUAAAGAACACUACGAAUGGUUGAUGACGAAACCUAAGGUGCUAGUAGCCAGUUGCAUCGUUUGUCGUAUUGUUGAUGAUGCAGCAACAUACGAGGUUGAAAAAGAGAUUCGAGGCCACAAAGCUACUGGCAUUGGAUGUUAUGUGGAAGAGAAAGGAGUUUCGGUCAAAGAAGCCAUAGAUAAAUUCUAUGAGAUGGAUGAAGAUGCAUGGAAGGAUAUGAAUGAAGAGGUUCUCAAACAGUCGAGACAGUCAAGGGAAGUUCUUACACGAAUCUUGAAUUUGGCGCGCGUGAUAGAAGUUGUUUACAAGGGUACUCAAGAUGGAUAUACACUGCCGGAGAGAGUUUUGGCGUCGCAUAUAAAGUCGAUGCUCGUGGAUCCCAUCAAAAUUUAAGACAUGAUCAACCAAGUCAUUCUUAAUUAGUAAGUUUAUGCAUAUGUUUGUGGUGUGUUUAUGUGAGAAUUAAUAAGAAGUGGAAAUGGUCAUGUACUCUUCAUAUGUAUCCUUUGUGUGCAAGCUUGCUUUUGCUUUUGUUC